Argentina anserina (silverweed cinquefoil) is the source of this 2088-nucleotide messenger RNA. Its product is annotated as chaperonin CPN60-2, mitochondrial. The coding region runs from base 131 to 1855 and encodes 574 amino acids. Gene Ontology annotation, biological process: protein refolding. The record is from RefSeq and is a predicted model, not a curated record. Gene Ontology annotation, molecular function: ATP-dependent protein folding chaperone; ATP binding. Gene Ontology annotation, cellular component: cytosol; mitochondrion. The transcript has 18 exons. NCBI's taxonomy places the organism in Eukaryota, Viridiplantae, Streptophyta, Magnoliopsida, Rosales, Rosaceae.
UAGGGUUCUAAACCCUUCCAUCUCCUUCACUUUAAAAUAAACCCACCACACACAAUGCAACAUUCCCACCGUCUUUCUCACACUGUGUUUCUUUCCCGCUCCGCCGCUCUCUCUCUGUGACUCUCUCACUAUGUAUCGCUUCGCUUCAAGCCUCGCUUCCAAAGCUCGGGUUGCUAGGAACGGUGCCCAUCAGAUUGGUGGUAGGUUGAGUUGGAGCAGAAACUAUGCAGCUAAAGAUAUUAAAUUUGGGGUGGAGGCCCGAGCCCUCAUGCUCAAUGGUGUUGAAGACCUAGCUGAUGCUGUUAAAGUCACAAUGGGUCCUAAGGGGCGCAAUGUGGUUAUUGAGCAAAGCUAUGGUGCACCCAAAGUAACAAAAGAUGGUGUGACCGUUGCAAAAAGUAUUGAGUUUAAGGAUAAAGUUAAGAAUGUUGGAGCUAGCCUUGUAAAACAGGUUGCUAAUGCGACAAAUGAUGUAGCAGGUGAUGGUACUACUUGUGCUACGAUCCUGACCAGAGCUAUCUACACUGAAGGAUGCAAAUCUGUUGCUGCUGGUAUGAAUGCUAUGGACUUAAGACGUGGUAUUACCAUGGCAGUUGAUUCUGUAGUAACCAACUUGAAGAGCAGAGCCAGAAUGAUAAGCACUUCUGAAGAGAUAGCGCAGGUUGGAACGAUAUCAGCAAAUGGCGAGAGGGAAAUUGGUGAAUUGAUUGCAAAGGCCAUGGAGAAGGUUGGCAAGGAGGGAGUAAUCACGAUUGCUGACGGGAAAACAUUGUAUAACGAGUUGGAAGUUGUCGAGGGCAUGAAGCUAGACCGGGGCUAUAUAUCUCCUCAUUUCAUCACCAACCCGAAAAAUCAGAAAUGUGAAUUGGAAGAUCCACUGGUUCUAAUCCAUGAGAAGAAAAUCUCAAAUAUUAAUGCUGUGAUUAAAGUAUUGGAGUUGGCUCUGAAGAAGCAAAAGCCUUUACUAAUUGUCGCAGAAGAUGUGGAAAGUGAUGCACUUGCAACACUUAUAUUAAAUAAGCUUCGUGCUGGAAUCAAGGUCUGUGCAAUCAAAGCCCCUGGUUUUGGUGAAAAUAGGAAAUCCAAUAUGCAGGAUCUUGCAGUUCUCACUGGUAGCACAGUUAUCACUGAAGAGCUGGGUUUGAACCUCGAGAAAGUGGACUUGGCUAUGCUUGGAACUUGCAAAAAGGUCACAAUUUCAAAAGAUGACACCGUGAUUCUUGACGGUGCUGGUGACAAGAUGGCACUUGAGGAAAGAUGUGAACAGAUUCGCUCAGCUGUUGAAGCAAGCACUUCCGAUUAUGACAAAGAGAAAUUACAAGAGCGACUGGCAAAACUUUCUGGUGGUGUUGCUGUAUUGAAGAUUGGAGGAGCUAGUGAAGCUGAAGUUGGUGAGAAGAAGGACAGAGUUACUGAUGCCCUGAAUGCCACCAAGGCAGCUGUUGAAGAGGGUAUUGUACCAGGUGGUGGUGUUGCACUCCUCUAUGCAGCUAAAGAGUUGGACAAACUUUCAACUGCUAACUUUGAUCAGAAGACUGGAGUUCAGAUCAUUCAGAAUGCACUAAAGGCACCUGUCCACACAAUUGCAUGUAAUGCUGGAGUUGAAGGAGCUGUUGUUGUCGGUAAGCUCUUGGAGCAAGAUAAUCCUGAUCUGGGAUAUGAUGCAGCUAAAGGUGAAUAUGUUGAUAUGGUAAAAGCUGGUAUCAUAGACCCAUUGAAAGUGAUUAGGACUGCUCUAGUGGAUGCUGCAAGUAUUUCAUCUUUGCUGACAACCACUGAAGCCGUCGUGGUUGAUCUUCCUAAUGACAAGGAGACCCCGGCAAUGGGCGGUGGCAUGGGAGGAAUGGAUUAUUGAUGGCUGCCAUGUUCCAAACUCAGUUCAGAGUAACUGGCGUGUGUCAAACUAGCAUUAAUGUGUUCACUACAUUAUUAGUUUGUGUCGCAAAUAGAGUUUUGGGUCUGAAGGUGUAGUCAUAUUGAGGAUCAGUGUGUAGGUAGAUCCUGUAAUACAGGAUAAGAGAAGUCGGGCAGAAUUUCAAACUAAAUGUAUCCAUUAUUUUCAAUUAAUAAAGACUGUUAUUUUCUCCA